AUGUUGCCUUUGGCUCGAAGCCGGAUCGCGGCGUUCUCUGCCGCCUGGACUCCUCGCAUUGCCGCCCGGGCUAGCUACUCCACCACCGUCCCUCGUUUCUCCGAGAACAACAUCCAAGCCAACAACCCGAACCCCCCGCAACCACCCAAGCCCAAUGUAUCCGCCACCAAUGCCACUCCUGUUGAUGCUAUGGGUUCCCGGGAUGCACCUUUGAGGGAGGAUGUCGAGCUGCAGCCAAGAGAGAAGGCUAUGACUGGACCUCGUUUCGAGCAGACAAUCAUGGAGAUGCAGCCCCAACCUUAUGCCGCCAUUGAGCUCAUCCACAAGCAGCCCGUCCGCUGGACAAAGAAGAGAGUCGUCAGCUGUGACGGUGGUGGUGGUCCCCUCGGCCACCCCAGAAUCUAUAUCAACACCGACAAGCCCGAGAUUGCUACCUGCGGCUACUGCGGCCUGCCUUUUGCCCACGAGCAGCACCGUGCAUACCUCGAGUCCCUCCCCGCUACCAGCUACCCCCUCGAACCUACUGGUGAUGCCGCUGAGGUGAACGAGACUCAGCGUGUCACCGAGGGUGGUCUUGAACAGCGGUAA
Messenger RNA from Aspergillus bombycis, 588 nucleotides. RefSeq names its product zinc-finger domain-containing protein. Gene Ontology annotation, biological process: mitochondrial electron transport, NADH to ubiquinone. The record is from RefSeq and is a predicted model, not a curated record. The transcript is spliced from 4 exons. NCBI's taxonomy places the organism in Eukaryota, Fungi, Ascomycota, Eurotiomycetes, Eurotiales, Aspergillaceae. The coding region runs from base 1 to 588 and encodes 195 amino acids.